GCUUCAAUUCUUUGAUAUUACUCCAAACAACUUUCUUCAAAUUACUUUCUACACAAACUUUAAAUACCCUCAAAAUGUCUACCGCCCUCAAGUCCAUCAAAUCCCUCGCCCCUCUCCUCGACCGUGUCUUGGUCCAGAGAAUCAAGGCUGAGACCAAAACCGCCAGCGGUAUCUUCCUUCCAGAAUCCAGUGUCAAGGAGCUCAACGAGGCCAGAGUUUUGGCUGUUGGGCCAGGAGGUUUGGACAAGGAUGGAAAGAGAGUUAGCUGUAGUGUGCAAGCUGGCGACAAAGUUUUGAUUCCUCAGUACGGAGGAUCGCCAGUUAAGGUUGGAGAAGAUGAAUACUCCUUGUUCAGAGACCAUGAUAUCCUUGCAAAAAUUAACGAAUAAAUGCUUUCACGAUAUGACGAGUUGAUGGAGGGUGUACCAUAAAUGUAUUAAAUCGAGCGUCGCGGGCAAAGAAAAAAAAGAUAUCAAGUAGAAAGGAUGUUGGAAAAAAACAUGUCGAUGAACUGGCCUAAUACUAAGGGGCUCAAGGGGACGAAGAUUUUUGUGUAUACCUUGACCUCCGCCGGUGGAUUUCCGUGCAUGAAUUUAAAUGAAUCUCUUCUCUUCAAAUAUCAAAGUGGUUCGUUCGGGGUACA
Botrytis cinerea B05.10 is the source of this 643-nucleotide messenger RNA. It is a transcript of the gene Bchsp10, whose product is annotated as Bchsp10. Gene Ontology annotation, cellular component: mitochondrial matrix. Gene Ontology annotation, molecular function: metal ion binding; protein-folding chaperone binding; ATP binding. The record is from RefSeq and is a predicted model, not a curated record. Lineage: Eukaryota; Fungi; Ascomycota; Leotiomycetes; Helotiales; Sclerotiniaceae. The coding region runs from base 75 to 389 and encodes 104 amino acids. The transcript is spliced from 4 exons.